This is a messenger RNA of Macrosteles quadrilineatus (aster leafhopper), 1052 nucleotides long. RefSeq names its product aldo-keto reductase family 1 member B1-like. Gene Ontology annotation, cellular component: cytosol. The transcript has 7 exons. Lineage: Eukaryota; Metazoa; Arthropoda; Insecta; Hemiptera; Cicadellidae. The record is from RefSeq and is a predicted model, not a curated record. Bases 28 to 981 code for a protein of 317 amino acids. Gene Ontology annotation, molecular function: aldose reductase (NADPH) activity.
GAACUGCAGUUAAGAAUUAGUUUAGAGAUGACAUCUACCAUACCAUUAGUAAAACUAAACAAUGGAAAGUACAUUCCAGCACUUGGACUUGGAACAUUUAAGAUUGCCCAUUUGACGGAGGAGAUUGUAGGACAAGCGAUCGACCAAGGUUACCGUCUGAUAGACACGGCUCCCGUGUAUCAGAACAACGAGGUAGCCGUGGGUCGAGCCAUCAGACAAAAGAUUAGAGAAGGCGUCGUCACGAGGGAGGAAAUGUUCGUUGUCAGCAAGUUAUGGAAUACUCAUCAUUCCAAGGGUGAAGUGACCGCAGCCUGUGAGAAGUCUUUACGCUUUCUCUCCGUUGAUUACAUAGACCUGUACUUGAUCAACUGGCCGUUCGGGCUUAAGAGCAAUACUAGGGAUCACUUUAAGAAACAAGAGUUCUACGCAUUUGACACAACAUCCAUAGAAGACACAUGGAAGGAGAUGGAGACCCUAGUAUCCAGAGGUCUGGUCCGGAGUGUAGGAGUUGCCAACUUUAACACAGGACAGCUUGAGAGGAUUUUGAAAAUCGCUAAAUACAAACCUGUCGUUAACCAGAUUGAAACCAACGUUAGGCUUGUACAAGAGGAGAUUCUUCAGUUCUGUAAAGCGAGAGACAUUGUCGUGAUGGGCUACCGACCACUUGGAGCUCCGGGCAGGAAGAUAGAACUGACCCCUGAAGAAGAGUGGCAGGUGGUGAUAGAAAGCAACCACAACUUGAUAGAGAUUGGGAAAAAAUACAAGAAAACUCCAGCGCAAGUCUGCUUGCGUUACUUGGUGGAGCUAGGAGUUGUACCAAUACCAAAAACAGCUGAGGAAGCAAGGUUAAAAGAAAAUAUGGAUAUCUUCGACUUCAAACUGGAUGUCGAGGAUACUAAAUACAUACAGACUCUUCACACAAACUAUCGCAUAACACAUUACGAGGCAGCAAAGGCACACAAAGAAUAUCCUUUCAAAUAGAAUCUUCAAACAGGAAACUGGAGUGGUUUAUUUUUCUUACAAACAAAAUAAAUAUACAAACAAAAUUUGCA